Molecule: messenger RNA, 3014 nt
Organism: Octopus bimaculoides (California two-spot octopus)
Lineage: Eukaryota; Metazoa; Mollusca; Cephalopoda; Octopoda; Octopodidae
Product: intraflagellar transport protein 80 homolog
Biological process (GO): cilium assembly
Cellular component (GO): intraciliary transport particle B; cilium
Molecular function (GO): protein binding
Source: RefSeq, a predicted model, not a curated record
GUUGUCAUGGAGUUGUAGGCUGGCAACUGUAAACAAUUACGAUCUUUGUCUCAUAACUUUACACGUUCUCCUUGGCUGUUUAUUUUUGGUGGCAUAUUUCAGGAAGAUGAGACUCAAGAUUUCAUUACAAAAAGAACCGAAACAUAGUGAACUUGUCAGCUGCGUCUGUUGGACAUCUCCCGAAGAAGUUUAUUCAGCAGCAGAUGACCAUCAAAUUCUAAAAUGGAACUUAAACCUAAACGAAACCAGCAAAUUUGUGACGUUACCUGAUGGUGUCUACCCUACCAGUCUUUUAUGGACCCCAAAAGAUGCCGGGAGCGGGAAGAAAGUUGGUUCCGAUACAUUUGUUCUUACAUCAACUGAUGGUAAAAUCCAUUAUAUUAGCAAGUCUGGUCGCCUAGAAAAAAGCAUUGAGGCCCACAAGGGUGCCAUUCUUUGUGGAAGCUGGUCACAUAACGGAGAAGAUUUUGCUACAGCUGGAGAAGAUGGACAAGUGAAAAUUUGGUCAAAGCAAAGGAUGUUAAGAUCUACUUUAGUUCAGAACAGUGCCCCUAUUUAUUCAUUGGCUUGGGCCCCAGACUCCAAACAACUGGUAUUUACCAAUGGCAAACAGUUGAUUAUCAAAGCACAGCAAGCUGGUUCUAAACCUAUCAUGAUUUGGAAUUCCUAUGGAGUUCCGAUGUAUUCCAGUUCCGCCUACGACUAUCCGAUAACUUCUUUGGCCUGGAAUCCUAGUGGAGAACUGUUUGUUGUUGGCUCCUUCAGCAGUCUUCGACUCUGUGAUCGCAGCGGGUGGUCCUACGCCCUGGAAAAACCCAACACUGGAAGCAUUUUCUGUUUGGCUUGGUCCACUGAUGGAACUCAAGUUUCUGGUGCUUGUGGCAUUGGUCAAGUGAUUAUCGGUCAUUUAGUUGACAGGAGACUAGAAUGGAAGAAUUUUGUCAUUACUGUGGUCAGCAGCAACCAAAUCGACGUCCAUAAUGUGUUAGAUGAUGUUAAAGAGAAGCUGGAUUUCAGAGAUCGCAUCAUUAAGAUCUCUUUCUCAUUUGGAUAUCUCGUAGUAGCCACGGCCUCACAGGGCCACAUUUACAGUACCAAGAACUGGAACACACCAAUAAUAUUUGAUCUAAAAGAUGGUUGCGUAUCACUGAUUGUCCAAGCAGAGAAGUAUUUCUUGCUAGCUGAUGGUGCUAACCUGAGCAUACUUUCCUAUGAUGGGAGAGUACUAAGUCCCAUAAAAUUUCCUGGACUCAAAUCUGAGUUAUUGACCCAAGUCACCGUAUCACUUAGUAAUGACACACUCGCUGUCCGAUCAAAGCAUGAUGAAAAAGUAAUUCAUCUAUUUGAAGUCAGUACCGGUAAACCAGUGGGGGAUGGAAAACCAAUUUCCCAUAAGUUGGAGGUGGUUGAAAUUGCUUUGGACCAGUGUGGUCAUGCUAACGAAAGACGUUUGGCAAUUGUUGACAGAAAUCGAGAUCUUUAUUUAACAACCGUCCGUUUGUUUGGCCAUACCAGAACAUUUCUAAAACUUGGCUCAAUGGUUCAGUCGCUGUCAUGGAACGACUCUUGCAACAUGCUGGCCACUCUCUCAGACGACCGCUUCCUCAUAUACUACUACCCUAAUGCCAUCUACGUCGACAAAGAUCUCCUGCCAGAAGUCACCGAAGAGAAGGACACCAGUGAGUACGGCAAAAACCCCCAGAUUCUGCAGUUCCUCGGUAAUCAGGUGGUGAUGCGACGUUCUGAAGGGUCUCUUGUCAGCUCCUCAAUAAAACCGUACCCGAUGCUUCUUCACGGAUACGUGAACGGGGGGAAGUGGGAGGAGGCCGUGCGACUUUGUCGCUUUGUCAAGGAAGAUAAAAUAUGGGCUUGUUUAGCUGGAAUGGCUGCAUAUGCAAAGGAGCUGCCAACAGCAGAAGUUGCGUAUGCUGCUUUGAAAAAGGCUGACAAAAUUCAAUAUAUUGCCCGAAUCAAAGACAUACCAAUUAAAGAAGCUCGCAAAGCGGAAAUGGCGCUAUUCUGUGGCAACAUCCAAGAUGCAGAAGCUAUUUUAUUGCAGGCUGGCCUUAUUUUCCGCGCCGUUAUUCUUAAUGUAAAGAUGUUCAAUUGGGAACGUUCGCUUGAACUUGCUGUGAAACACAAGACACAUGUUGAUACGGUUUUAGCAUACAGACAGAAAUAUCUGCAAAACUUUAAUAAAACUGAAACAAACAAGAAAUUCCUUCAGUACAUGGAAACGAUGGAAGUGGAAUGGGAACAGGUGCAAGCUAAAAUCGCCAAGGAAUAUCAACAGGAGAAAGAACGAUCGCCUGCGGUGACAAGCAGCCGAAUGAAGUAGCAUUACUCAAUCGGUCAACUGUGCUAUACAGGAUGUAUAUUUCUUUGACUGGGUCACUGUAUUUCUGUAGCAUGGACUUGUUUUAUGGGGGUCUCCAUUUACUACGUGUAUUCAUUCACCCAUUUACACUGUUUCUUAGUCUCUGUCUCAUGCAUACAAUCAUAGUAAAGUAGACGCCAGUAGAUUUGAUGUAGUAAGUGAAGAAAUGAAACUUACGUGAAUUAUUAUUAUUAUUAUUAUUAUUAAUAUGGCGGCAAGUUGGUAGAAUUGUUAGCACGAUGGGUGAAAUGCUUGGCAGUAUUUCAUUUGUCUUUAUGUUCUGAGUUCAAAUUCUGCCGAAGUCAACUUUGCCUUUCAUCCUUUUGGGGUUGAUAAAUUAAGUACCAGUUGAGUACUGAGGUCGAUGUGAUUGACUGCCCCCCCCUCCCCACAAAAUCCAAGCCUUGUGCCUAUAGUAGAAAGUAUUGUUAUUAUUAUUAUUAUUAUUAAGGUUGUGAGCUGGCAGAAAUAUUAGCAUUCCUGGCAAAAUGCUUAGCAACAUUUCAUCUGUUUACACGUUCUGGGAUCAAAUUCCACUGAGGUCGUCUCUUUACAUUGUGAAUUCAAAUUCCAUUAAUGUUGGUUUUGAAUUUCAUCCUUUUGAUGUUGAUACAAAAAAAGUACCAGUCAGAUACUG